AUGGAGGAGCGUGCUCGGUGUCCGACUGCGUCACGUACCACUGGGCUGCCGAUGGGGACGACCUCGGAAUCAUCAGACGUGAAUCCUUACGCUGUCUAUGUGGGGCCGAACGGCGACUGUACUGAGAGCAUCUGCGCAGACGAUAACGAAGGGGGAUACGUUUCGAUACAGUGCUCCGAGAACUACCUGCAGGAGGAAACGGACCAAGGAUCUGACUACGCGAAUUCACUCGACGCACUCGCUGAUAAUCACUCCGAUCUCUGGGACGACGAAGUCAUCAUCGCCAAGAGAAUCCCACGCAACCAAAUCAAAACCAAGGAGCUCGUCAGUCGAGGUGCCUUCGGCGAUGUUUACGUCGGGAAGCUCUACCACAAGAAAGUCGUCGUGAAAAUGCUGCUGCCUGGUACUCGCACCAGUCUCCAACACGUGAACGACUUCCUCGCCAAAGCCAAAAUAUCCGCUACACUCGACCAUCCCCACAUUGUCAAGUUUCUGGGAGUCACGUGGGACUCGCUCUCCAACCUCUGCAUUGUGUCCGAGUUCAUGGACGGCGGUGACUUACGCAGUCUUAUAUACAAGCACGAGAUGUCCGGCCAUCCAGUCGAAUUCAACAAGCAGAAAGCCACUAUCGCACUGCAAGUGUGCUAUGCGCUCACUUAUCUGCACUCGCUCGCACCUCCAAUUAUCCAUCGGGACGUAAAGCCGCGCAACAUCCUGCUCAGUCGGUCCAUGAACGCCAUGUUGACCAACUUCGGGGUGGGCAUUUUCUCGUUUGGCGUGAUUUUGUCCGAGUUGGACAUGCACACAGUCCCGUACGCGAUACUCAGGAGAACGAGCGUGGAGGGACAUACACUUCCAGCCGCAACGCUGCUCCAGGGAAUAACGAUGGGCUCAAUCCGUGUGGACUUUUCGGAGGAGAACUCGUUCUCGAUCACAUGCGUGUCGGUAGACCCGAGCCAACGGCCAACUGCUGCCGAGGCGCUCGCGCUUACAUGCACCCCGCAAAUGUACCACAACGACCCAGUUUGCGUGAAGGGCGUCGCUGGAAAUUCUGUCUCGGACUGCACCAACUACAACCGUGGGGGCUGGGACGACUACAACAUCGCCUCCAACGCAUUCAACGGGUACUCGUACCUGGGAGUGGAGACAUACAUCCCAGGACGAUGCGGCGUGUUUGACUCGAUCGCAAGCGCCAAGCUGUAUCGACUGGACGAAAACUGCUACCCGAACGCUGCGGGCACGGAGAGCCACAGGCUUACACUGGGGCAUUCAGCAACAAUCACAACGUAUAGUGAUGCAACUUGCUCGAAUGUGGCGAUGACGACUACGGUUCGUCAAGCAGCCAUGGGUGCGAGUCGAGUUGGUUUCUGCAUCGACGAGGUGGCAGCUUUCUUUGGAGGGACUAAGCCUGACUUCGCUGUUGUCGCCAUUUAUGACGCCUACAUGUGCAUGGGGCCCCCGACGAGCCUCAAGUUCUCGCAGGAUUUUACGUGUCAGGCCCCCGCAAACGCGCCAUGCCAGGCUACUGGAAGUUCUCGCUUUUCCGUGUCAACUUGUACCAGCGAUUUCUUAGGCUAUGCAGCAGAAACGUUUGGAGCAAAUGCCCCGUACGUGGUCGUGCAGGAUUUUCCCAAUCCGUGGUGCAACGACGUCGAGUUUGUGACGGUUUACUCAGCUGAUGGCUCAUGCUACACCAACCCAGACGACGCUACCAGCUUCCGUGCCAGAAUCAACGCUGCCGAUGGCACGGCAACCAUCACGACGUUUACGGAUCGAGCUUGCAACUAUGUGGCAAGCGAUUCGGGGGGUUGGGCGGCCCGCCAUCGAUGGGGAGAAGACCACGGUCGUCGAGUACGCCGACAGCUCCUGUUCUGGACCCGCACUCUCGGCGCUGCUGGGUACUCCGUCUCGGAUUGCAGCAACUACAACCGAGGAGGCUGGGACGAUCUCAGCACCGCUUUCAACGCAUUCGAUGGGUACUCGUACUUGGGGGUGGAGACAUACGUGCCGGGAAGAUGCGGAGUGUUUGAUUCCAUUGCGAGUGCCAAGCUGUAUCGACUCGACGAGAACUGCUAUCCGAAUGCGGCUGGAACAGCAAGUCACAGGCUCACGCUAGGUCAUUCGGCAACGAUCACAACGUAUACCGACGCGACUUGCUCCAAUGUGGCGACGACGACUACCGUUCGACAAGCAGCCAUGGGUGCGAGUCGAGUUGGUUUCUGUGUCGAUGAGGUGUCGGCGUUCUUCGGUGGCACUCAACCCAAUCUGACUGCUGUUGCUGUUUACGACGAUAAUACGUGCUCGGGCUCGCCGUCUCAGCUCAAGUUCUCGCAGGAUUUCGCGUGCCAGAGCUCUGCUGAUGCGCCUUGUCAAAGCGCUGGGGGUUCUCACUUUUCCGUUUCUGGUUGUGCGAGUGACUUCUUUGGAUAUGCAGCGACAGCGUUCGGCGCGGAUACUCCAUACUUGGUCGUGGAAGAUUUCGCCAAUCCGUGGUGCAACGAUGUCGAGUUUGUGACGAUCUACACUGCGAAUGGAGUUUGCCACACGAACGCGGACGAUCAGACAAGCUUCCGUGCCACCAUCAACACGGCCGACAGCACAGCAAGCAUCACGACAUUUUCAGAUCCAGCAUGCGACGAUGUGGCAAGCGACACGAGUCUAGACAGCCAAACACUGUCGACGUCUCCGUGUUUGCGUCGUGAUUGCGAGUUUUGGUAUGGCUGUGGUCAACGGUUCGCGGUGGGAGGGUUGGGAGGGCCACCGUCAAUGGGGAAGAAGACCGCGGUCGUCGAGUACGUCAACAGUUCCUGUUCAUCGCCCGCGAUGUCUGUGUCGUUUACCAGCGCGCUCACUUGUGCGCCGCAAACGGACCACUACAGCCCGACUUGUGUGAAAGGUGCAGCUGCAUACUCUGUGUCAGACUGCGUCAACUAUAACCGUGGGGGCUGGGACGACCUGGGUAUCGCAAGAGAUGCAUUCAACGGGUACUCCUAUUUGGGAGUGGAGACCGAUUUUCUCGGAUACGCCACAACAGCGUUUGGUUAUGACACUCCGUACCUGGUUGUGGAAGAUUUCCCUAAUCCGUGGUGCAACGACGUCGAGUUCGUGACGAUCUACACAGCCGAUGGCUCGUGUCACUCGAACUCAGAUGACCAGACCAGCUUUCGGGUUGCCAUCAACACCGCUGACGGUACGGCGAGCUACACAACGUAUUCGGAUCCAGCAUACAACUUCGUCGCGAGCGAUACGUAUUUGGACAGUCAGACGUUGUCAUCGUCGCCGUGUCUAGGUCGAGGAGGCUGUGAAUACUGGUAUGGCUGUGGUCGACGCUAUGCGGUGGGAGGCUUGGGUGGCCCGCCAGCAUUGGGGAAGAAGACUGCGUUGGUGCUCUACGAGGACAAUUGGUGUGCUGUGACUCCAGUUGUAUUGACGAUUUCAAGCACGUUCCAGUGUACAUCGCCAGCAGCUCCUGUGUGUGACACGCUGUUCAAUGGACCCAGCACAGUCUACCAAGCGCGGGAGUGUAUCAACUCGACCGACUCGUACGUCGCCACAAAGUUCCAGGCCACACCCUACUUGAUUGCGGAGAACUACGCCAAUGGCACCAACUGCCAAGUGCAGACAAACAUCACGAUGUACGCCGCCGACGGCAAGUGCCACCUCAGCAUCAGUGACGGCACCUACUUCACGAUCACGCAGCGAACCGACGGAGCUGUCAUCGUAUCCAACUACCCGACGUCGCUCUGCAAGGAUACGGACGCAGUCACUUACGUCCUCGACUAUUGGAACGUCAACACCGGAACGUGCAUGGGCGAUCGAAUCUUCCGUACCAGCAAAAUGCCCCUAGCAGCGUACGUCUCGACUCCAGCCACGACGACGCCAUCCACGUGGACCCCAACGCCGACCCCCGCGCCGAUCACAUAG
Messenger RNA from Phytophthora sojae, 3924 nucleotides. RefSeq lists its product as hypothetical. The transcript is spliced from 7 exons. Gene Ontology annotation, molecular function: protein kinase activity; ATP binding. Gene Ontology annotation, biological process: protein phosphorylation. The record is from RefSeq and is a predicted model, not a curated record. Bases 1 to 3924 code for a protein of 1307 amino acids. NCBI's taxonomy places the organism in Eukaryota, Oomycota, Peronosporomycetes, Peronosporales, Peronosporaceae.